GCGCCGCGGAACAGCGAAGCCGCUGUGGGAAAUCGAGCGGCGGGGAUCCCUCCGGGCCUCCGGCACCGUCCCUACGAAGCGAGGCGGCGGCUGCCGCGAACUCUCGGCCUUGACGGAGGGGGCGGAGUCCGCCCGGGGCCGCCUUUAUUAUUCAUGCGCGGCGCGAGGCAUGGUCCCUGCUCCAUGAUUAUCGGUCUACCACCGGCCAAGACACAGCUUGUUUGACGAGAUGAGAACAUAAAGGACCCGUAUUUCAUCCGUUAAAUUCCUCCACAUUCUGGGCAAACCUUUGACGGGAGUCACAUCAAGAAGAAGAAGAGGAAAAAGCAAUUACUUUUGUUGGAAGCCCGUAUUUAUAAAAAGAGGAUUUCUUCCCCCUGGCCGAAGGAAAAUGGGCAACGUGGAAAGCAACGGCUCUUACCAGAAACACCUCUCCAGGUUUCUUCCCGAUGAGCUCGCUGACGUCGAUGGCGUUUUUAGCGCCUUAUCUCGAGCGGACGAGGCCGUCGCCGUGAAGGUGGGGAAAAAGGCCCAGACUGGGGUGACCCUUGAAGCACUCAAGGCCUACGUCAAGGAUGCCCUGCCUCCAUCAAUGGUUACGAGACUGUACAAUGGGAUGAGGAGCCUCCAGGAGACUCACAAUUCCCCCGAGCCCAUCCCCUGCGUGGCGAAGGAGCAGUUCGUGGCCUUUGCCUCCAUCCUCUUCAAGGGCAACGCCCAGGAAAAAAGUGGAAUUGUCCUGAAGAUGGUCUCAGGUACUCAGAAGGCUGUCAAGGGAAGCCAAAUCCUGGAGUUUGCAGGGGAUCUGAUCACCUCCGUGGUCCACGUGCUAAGCUACAGGAAGCUGCUGAAAGGGUGGAAUCCAAAGAAGCUGAAUAAUUCAGUCCCUGGGAUCAAAGCCUUGGCUACUCAGCUGGCCUCUGAACUGAAGUCUGCAGAGGGGAAGAAGAUGGAGGGAGACUCUGUCCUGGAUGCCGCGUGCGACCAAAACAGCCUGGAGGAUUGGCUUUUCCGAGUCCCACAGAUCUCCACCUUCCUCAAGGUGGUGCUUCAGCAGGGCCUGCUCCUCCUGCAGCCUCUCUCCGACGAAGCCGACGAGACCCUCCGUCUGCUGCCGGAAUGCAGAGGCCUGCAAGGGUCCGCCUUCGUCAGCCUGCUCGACCUCCCCUCCAUCACCUACCUCAAUGCCCACCUGCCUUCUGAACUUCGGGAUAAGUGGCAGCUGCUCUUCGCCUCCGGGAUCCACGGCGAGAGCUUUACCCAGCUGUGCGGACAUGUUGUCAACAAAGGGCCCUGCCUCCUGGUCCUGAAGGACACCGACGGCUACAUCUUCGGCGGGUUUUCCUCCUGUUCCUGGGAGGUAAAGCCCCAGUUUCAAGGAAACAACACAUGUUUUUUGUUCUCCAUUUCCCCCUCGCUGGCAGUCUUCACCUGCAGUGGCUACAAUAACCACUACAUGUACCUCAAUCACGGGCAGCAGACCAUGCCGAACGGACUUGGCAUGGGAGGUCAACUCGAAUACUUUGGCCUCUGGGUGGACAGUAACUUUGGGCAAGGCCACAGCAAAGCCAAGCCUCGGUGCACCACGUACAACAGCCCUCAGCUGUCGGCCAAGGAGAACUUCCUGCUGGAUUCCAUGGAGGUGUGGGCCGUGGGAGACCUCCCGGAAGCCAAAAAUGGAAAAGGACAGAAGAGCAUCUUAGACGCCGACCCAGAGGCCCAAGCUUUGCUAGAGAUGAUGGGGAAAAGCCGCCAGAGUGAUGGGUUUCGGAAACCACCUGAUGAUGAUGAAGACAACUGAGAUCUCGUCUUGGAAACUUUUCCCUCCCCCUCAAGUCUGACCAGGAUUUUGCUGGAACAUCUUCCAAGCUUUCUAUUUUCCACAUGGCGGUAUCCGUGGCCCAAUCUCUUAAGCGUGAUGAGAUUUGGUUAAAUAACAAUUGGUGUCUUUACAAA
Molecule: messenger RNA, 1956 nt
Organism: Pantherophis guttatus
Lineage: Eukaryota; Metazoa; Chordata; Lepidosauria; Squamata; Colubridae
Gene: MEAK7
Product: MTOR associated protein MEAK7
Biological process (GO): response to oxidative stress; TOR signaling
Cellular component (GO): nucleus
Source: RefSeq, a predicted model, not a curated record